AUGCGCCAUGUGCGCUGCUUGCAGACCUCCCUUGGGCGAGCUGUUCGUCUCCCUGGCUUGCAAGGGUCCUGGAGAUGUUCGCCUUGGCAGGAAACAUGGGCAGGUACGGCUUUGGGGAGCAUCCGAUUGAGCGUUGGAAGCGUGUUCCAUGCGCGGAUGAGACCUGAAGAGCGGAUGACGCUCCGUGCAGUCCGAGAUGAGAUGCGACUGAGAAAAAAGGGAAUCGCGCGCUUCAACAAGCGGUGGCGAUCGUGGGCCCAAAAUCGAGUACGCCAGUUUCGCCUGCCUUUGCCGGUGACACUUACUUCGGACACGGCAUUGAUGGAUGCAAACUACAUCACUGCAUGUGUGCAGAAGGCGGCAGCACUUCGGAAGCACGACGUAAAGCUCUGGUUCGGCUACUCCAAAAGAAUUCUCGAACUUCGGGAAGAACUGCAACCAGAUCAGCUGGGCUACAUCAUGUGGGGCUACGGUAAGAGCAGCUUCCUUGAUGCGAGCUUCUACAGGGAGAUUCUCCCGACGAUCAAAGAGCAAGUUCCUAACUUCCAAUCCCACGCGCUGAUGUCAUUGAUGUGGUGCUUGAAGCGGAUCCGCUGGCACGACGGCCACUUGAACCGGGCGGCGGCGCAGCACGCCCUGGACAGUAUCGAGGCCCUACGGCCGUCGGACUUUAUCAAGGUCACCAAUGCCCUAGCGCAGCUCGGACUGCGCGACACAGGCCUGCGCGAGGCCUUGUCCCGCGUCGCUGUGCCGAAGCUCGAAGAGACCUUUGCGCAGCAGUUCCGGGACGCUGUGAACCCCGUCACCAUCGGAAGGCUGUGGAACGAUGAGGUCACGGCGUAUCUUCUGGAGCGCUUCCGGAAGAUCUUCAUCACAGCCCGGCCCAUGCACCUCUUGAAAGCGUACGAAUCGGCCGUGGUGUGCCGCAUUCAGAGACCCCAGGUUUGGCGGAUGCUGUCAAAGGACUCCAAGUCCUUCUACGUGCGUCUUUCGCAGAGGCAUAUCGCUGACAAGGGCAAAGAGCCGUCUCAGCUGCACUGGGACGUCUCGCGGCACUUAGCGGACCUUGGAGAGGCUCAUCGCAACUCCUUCCGUUGGGGACCUCUUUACAUCGACAUCGGCCUGGAGCAGAUUGAGGUGGAUGAAAGGAGGCGCUGUGUGAUGGUCGACGGUCCGUCCUCGUUCUUUUAUUGCAGCGAUCAGUACUUGCCGGCAAAGCACCUGCAACACGAGACGCUGACCUCUCUGGGCUGGGACGUACGGCGGGUGCGAUGGGACGAUUGGCUGGAGUUGGGCAACGACGACAGCAGGAAACGACAGUAUCUUCAGACGCUCAUCGCGGACGCGCGGCCUGUGGCAGAGGAGCUGCGAGACAGGGCGCAGCUGCCUCUGGCAGAGGUGCAGGAGAAGUUGAGGCAGUUCCGAAGACUCCAGGCAGCCAAGGAAGCUGCAGAGGCUGCCGAGAGGUCCAAAAUCGACUUCGAGAUUUGA
This is a messenger RNA of Symbiodinium necroappetens, 1491 nucleotides long. Lineage: Eukaryota; Dinophyceae; Suessiales; Symbiodiniaceae. The record is from the annotation of a GenBank genome assembly.